UGCAUCGGUAGGCGAAGGAUCUAAAGGUAUGAAUAAUUUUGAAUAUGUGAGUGAAGGAAGGAACCUUGUAUCAGAAUCUUCAAGUAGUACAGCUAAAUGGAAAAGCGAGUUACGUAAACCGCAUCGGAUCUCGAACUGGUUUAUUCCAAAGACUUAA
This is a messenger RNA of Racocetra persica, 157 nucleotides long. Lineage: Eukaryota; Fungi; Glomeromycota; Glomeromycetes; Diversisporales; Gigasporaceae. The record is from the annotation of a GenBank genome assembly.